Messenger RNA from Hevea brasiliensis (rubber tree), 3312 nucleotides. RefSeq names its product protein SMAX1-LIKE 7-like. The record is from RefSeq and is a predicted model, not a curated record. The transcript has 3 exons. Bases 214 to 3279 code for a protein of 1021 amino acids. Gene Ontology annotation, molecular function: ATP hydrolysis activity; ATP binding. NCBI's taxonomy places the organism in Eukaryota, Viridiplantae, Streptophyta, Magnoliopsida, Malpighiales, Euphorbiaceae.
AGUUCUUGAUUCUCUCUCUUUCUUGAGCUUUUCUUCUUCUUUCUUUCUCUCUUCUUUUAAAAUCUAUAUUUGUUUUUGUUUUGUUUGUUGAAUUAAACAAAGACAUUUUUUUUUAAUUUAUAAACAAAGACAUUUAAAAUGGAAAAAAAAAACAGAAAUAACUAACUUUGUAACGAUUUUUUCGUUUAGUUCUCUUUAGUUUGUUCACCGGCGAUGCCUACGCCGGUUAUUACGGCCAGGCAAUUCUUGACACCCGAAGCAGCCCAUGCGCUAGAUGAAGCUGUGAAUGUCGCCCGCCGGAGAGGUCAUGGACAAACGACGUCGCUUCAUGCUAUAUCCGCUUUGAUCUCUCUGCCUUCUUCCAUUUUACGUGACGCUUGUGCCUGUACGAGGAACUCGGCCUACUCGUCUCGCCUUCAAUUCAAAGCGCUUGAGCUUUGCCUUAGUGUUUCACUUGACCGAGUUCCGGUGAAUCAGCUAAGUGACGAACAGCCGGUGUCGAACUCUCUCAUGGCGGCGAUAAAACGUUCUCAGGCUAAACAGAGGAUUCAGCCGGAGAAUUUCCACUUGUAUCACCAAUUAUCGCAGCAGCAAUCCUCCGCUUCAAUGUCGUGUAUAAAAGUGGAGCUCCAGAACCUGAUUCUAUCAAUCCUCGACGACCCAGUUGUGAGUCGGGUUUUCGAAGAAGCGGGCUUUCGGAGUUCCGAAAUCAAGCUCGCUGUUGUCCGUCCCCUAACUAACGUUUUCAAAUUCUUGCGUUUCGAAGGCCCUCCCAUGUUUCUCUGUAACUUGUGUGAUAAUUCGGAUAUGGGUCCUGGUAGGAGGGGUUUUAGCUUUCCUUUUUCGGAUUCUACCGGGUCUUUCAAUGGAGAUGAGAACUGUAGGAGGAUUGGCGAGGUCCUUGUGAGAAACAAAGGGAGGAAUCCCCUACUUGUUGGUAUAUGUGCUUAUGAUACACUUGCAAAUUUCAGUGAGGUAAUGGAGAAAAGAAAAGAGAACAUUUUGCCUGUGGAGUCAACUGGAUUAACUGUGACUUGCAUUCAAAGUGAUAUUACAAAGUUUAUAAGUGAAAAUUUCGAUAAAGGGUGUGUGGAUUUCAGAUUUGAGGAAGUGGGUCGAUCUGUGGAACAAAAUUUGGGACCUGGAUUGGUGGUGAAUCUGGGGGAUUUGAAGGUAUUUGUUAAUAGCGAUGAUGGUAAUAGUAGUGGUAAUGGUUCGAGUGAUUCAGUGACCUAUGUGGUUGAAAAAUUGACAAGGUUGUUGCAACUGAAUGGAAGGAAAGUGUGGUUUAUAGGAGCAACAGCAAGUUAUGAGGGUUAUUUGAAGUUUGUUAGUAGAUUUCCUUCCAUUGAAAAGGACUGGGAUUUGCAGCUUUUGCCUAUCAUUUCUUUCAGAGAUUCCAUGGCUGAAUCUUACCCCAGGUCCAGCUUGAUGGAAUCAUUUGUUCCAUUUGGUGGGUUCUUUUCUACAUCUUCAGAGUUGGAAAGCUCCUUAAGCAGCUCUUACCCAUGCAUGUCCCGCUGUCAUAUGUGCAAUGAGAAGUGUGAACAAGAAGUACUUGCUGUUUCAAAAGGUGGGUUUGUUGCAUCAGUAGCAGAUCAGUACCAAUCCAAUUUAUCUUCUUGGUUGAAAAUGGCUGAACUUGACACAAACAAAGGAUUGGAUGGGAAGACAAGAGAUGGAGUGGUAUUGAGUGUCAAUACUGCAGGCCUGCAAAAAAAAUGGGAUAGCAUAUGCUGGCGUCUUAAUCACACCCAAUCAGCUGGGUCAAACACUCACCCUUCUCAUUUUCCAACUGUUGCUGGCUUUCAGCUUGUUGAAGGCAAAAAGGAAGUUGCUGAAAAGUGUAGCAGCAACAGUACGAUUGCACCACCAAAUGAAAGUAGGUGCACGAAUGUCCCCAUUGAUCUGCAGAAGAUUUCAAGAAAGCAAUUAGGUGUUCCUUUGUCUGUAGUUUCUGAGCUGAACGCUGAGAGUGUCCUAUCCAAACAAUGGAAAAAACCUUCAAAAGAAGAUUUUGAGUCAGGUGGUCUUACAUCUCCUUGGAGUUUUUCCAAUUCAAGCAUGGCUGAUGGCAGUCGAGCAUCUCCUUCAUUUGUGACUUCUGUAACGACUCAUUUGGGCUUGAGAAUAAGCCCUGUUUCUACCAGCAAUGAGCUGAAGAAACCUGUAAACAAAAAUCACACAGAGCUUCCACUGGAGUUAACAGGUUCCCUUAUGACGAACAUUGAUGUUGGCAAUGGGAGCAUCUCUGACUAUCUGGCUGAAUCAUCAUCCCCAUCUUCUUCUCUUGAUUUUGGCGGGCAGUUUGAUCCUGGUAGUUUCAAGUUGCUUUUCAGAGCUCUAACUGAGAAAGUUAGCUGGCAAGAUGAAGCUUUACAUGUUAUCAGCGAAACAAUUGCCUGUUGCAGGACAAGAUAUGAAAGAAGCCAAGGAACAACUCUGAGACAGGAUAUAUGGUUCAAUUUCCACGGACCCGAUAGCUGUGGUAAGAAGAAAAUUGCUGUUGCUUUGGCCGAGAUAAUAUAUAGAAGCAAGGAAAACUUAAUAUCUGCAGAUUUAAGUUUCCUUGAUGGGUGGAUUCACAUUCACAACCAAGAAGUGCAAGGAUAUGAUGUAACGUUUAGGGGGAAGACUGUAAUUGAUUAUGUUGCUGGAGAGCUGCGCAAGAAGCCCUUAUCUGUUGUCUUUCUUGAAAAUGUAGAUAAGGCUGAUGUGCGGGCUCAGAAUUGCUUAUCCCAUGCUAUUCGGACUGGUAAAUUUUCAGAUUCGUAUGGAAGAGAAGUUGGAAUAAACAGUGCAAUAUUCGUGACGACUUCAACAUUUACAGAUGAUAAAUUUCUCUCUUCCAGGAAGGAUUUCUCUGCCUAUUCUGAGGAAAGAAUAUUGAGAGUACAGGGCCAGCCAAUGCAGAUGUUAAUUGAACAAGCUUCUGCCGAUAACAUGGGACAAAUUUUGAAUCUUUCAAUCACAAAGAGAAAAGCCAUAUCUAGUACAAUCCUUGUGAAUAAAAGGAUGAUAAUUAGUAAGAAUCAAAAUCCAGGGCAGCAUGAAAUUUCGGAAGUUGUUAAACAGACUCCUAGGAAUCUAGAUUUGAACCUUCCUGCGAAAGAGAAUGACGAGCAAGGCACUGAUGAUGGAAAUUCUAAUAAUGACUCUAUGUCAGGUAACUCCAAGGCUUGGUUGCAAGAUUUCUUUGAUCAGGUGGACAGAAUAGUGGUUUUCAAGCCUUUUGAUUUUGAUGCUUUUGCGGAGAGACUAUUUGACAGAGAUCAAUGAGAGUUUCCACAAUAUCCCUAAGUUAAAAUGUAA